Molecule: messenger RNA, 1074 nt
Organism: Argentina anserina (silverweed cinquefoil)
Lineage: Eukaryota; Viridiplantae; Streptophyta; Magnoliopsida; Rosales; Rosaceae
Product: probable transcription factor At5g61620
Exons: 4
Coding region: 1-1074 (357 amino acids)
Biological process (GO): response to ethylene; response to gibberellin
Molecular function (GO): zinc ion binding; DNA binding
Source: RefSeq, a predicted model, not a curated record
AUGGUGAAGGAAUCGGCAAGGAAGUGUUCGCAUUGCGGUCACAACGGGCACAAUUCUAGGACUUGCAACCACAUAGGGCAUGGGGUUAACAAUAACAACAAAGGGGUUUGUUUGAAGCUUUUUGGGGUGAACAUAAUGGAAAGACAUGAUGAUUCUAUAAAGAAGAGUUAUAGCAUGGGAAAUCUCCAGGCUGCCGGGAACGCAGACCAAAACAACAAUAUCAACGUCGGAGCUGACGAUGCUGGCUACCUCUCCGACGGCCUCAUCCAUAACAAGAAACGAAAGGCCGCCCAUGAUAGGAAAAAAGGGAGACCUUGGACUGAGGAAGAGCACCGAGUAUUCUUAGCCGGAUUGAAGAAGCUUGGGAAAGGCGAUUGGAGAGGUAUUGCAAGAAAUUUUGUGACAACUAGGACCCCAACACAAGUUGCUAGUCAUGCACAGAAGUACUUUCUCAGGCAGGCUACCAAUGACAAGCGUAAACGAAGAACAAGUCUUUUUGAUAUGCACUUCAAAGAACUAUCAGAACAAUGUGCUCUGCAAGAUUCUUCACUCUCGCCGACAGCCAAAACUGCCGAAGCCUCUUCCUCUUCUUCUUCAUCACUAGGGAGCACCUCUAAAGUUCUGCCACAUAUCGCUACGAACUCGCCACAAGAGAGCAUGCCAUCUCAGGUCCUUAACCGAUUUCCGCAUCUGUGCUUGGAUAGCCCCCCAUCUGUUGCUCAAAUGCGUGCACUAUCUUGCAGUGUUCGUAGUUAUGCCCCGGUUGUCCCAUACAUGGUAGGAAUGCCUGGGACUGUACCUUAUACACCAGCAGUGCACUAUGGCAGCCCAACUUUUCACUACAUGUUUAAGACGCAGGGUGGUAAUUUCGCUACAUGUCAACCGGUUAUUGCUCACCCUUCAGGGAUUCCAUCAUCACCGAGGUCUCUCCCAACUAGUCCAUCUGUGGGAGUUCACCCUAUGAACUCACCGAUCACUAAGAAGGAUGCUUUAGAGCUUAAAAUUGGGCAGCCUCAACCAUCUCAAGGAGCCAAUUUGUCAUCCUCUUCUUCUGGGGCAAUCAGAGUGACAUAG